Haplochromis burtoni (Burton's mouthbrooder) is the source of this 429-nucleotide messenger RNA. Its product is annotated as fucolectin-4-like. The transcript is spliced from 2 exons. NCBI's taxonomy places the organism in Eukaryota, Metazoa, Chordata, Actinopteri, Cichliformes, Cichlidae. The record is from RefSeq and is a predicted model, not a curated record. The annotation marks the transcript as partial.
GUCAACUUCUUUACAACCUGGCACUGAAAAAAACAGCUGUCCAAUCUUCAACCAGUGGCCCCUUGGGUACUGCUGGUAGAGCAGUUGAUGGAAACAGAGAUGCAAGCUAUCAAAGAGGGUCUUGCACACUUACCAGUGGACAAUCUAAUCCCUGGUGGAGAGUAGACCUGGUAAAUGUGUAUACAAUUGGAGCUGUAAUGAUAAUCAAUAGAGAUGAAAUGGAAAACAGGCUGGAUGGUGCUGAAAUCUGGAUUGGAAAUUCAACAUCAAUCAGUGGCCCUGAAAGCAUCAGGUGUGCUGUCAUCUCUCACAUUCCCAAGGGACAAGCGUUUUACUUUCCAUGUAACUCUGUGAAGGGACGCUACGUCACUGUGUUCCUACCAGGAAGUGCAAAGGUCCUAAAUCUCUGCGAGGUUGAAGUGUACUACG